AUGGCCACACCCGCUCCCGCCCAGAACCCUACUAUGAGCCCCUUCGUGGCCGCGGUCUCCACCCAUCUCUCCCACGUCUUCAUCAUGGAAGUCUGGGACAUCCACAACGUCUUCGCCGCCGACGGCUCCGUGAACCGCGGCUUCCGCGAGCGCACACGCCGCCCCCCAGCUGCCCCCACCUCACCCGCAUGGACUCCACCCAACUACACGACUGGAGGCAGCGGUCUGCAACGCGGCACUCGUAUGACCGAUCACGAGCCUGCAAUGGCCUUGCCGACUAUCAGUGAGUGGUCGAACUCUAGUGCCCGCUCGACAACAGGGUCGACGCUGUCGGAGAUGGCCAGGAGGAACAUGGAGCUUGGAGAGAUGCUGCAGCGUUCCAAUAGGGACCCUGUGGCUAAUGCUAGGCACCGACCUACUGAGCCUACUGUCCCAAUCCCAAUCGACAUUGAGGCCCUUACUGGGCCCCGUCCCGCCCCGCAGUUCCAGCCCCUGUCGCUAUAUCCCUCCGCUAUGGAGAGCUCGGCCGCAGUCUGUCAAACCUUGAGUCCGGCAAUUGAACCUAGGCACAGAGGACAUAGCGUCCAGUUCGGUGACAGGAAGAGGCACUUGCAGCCUACACGCGACAGACGCUCCUUGCCGCUUGUCUCACCGGAGUGGCUCACGAGGGAGCAGAAUGAUGCGCUGAUUAUUCUCCUAGAGGAGGAGGAGAAUGAGAGUGGCACUGCACAGGGGUGUCGGUUUUGCGGAGGUACGUGUAACAGGGGCAGGGAUAUGUGUGCGUUUUGCAUCUUGUCCUUUGAGGGAGAUGGCCCGGAAAAAAUUGGAAGAUAA
Molecule: messenger RNA, 834 nt
Organism: Morchella importuna
Lineage: Eukaryota; Fungi; Ascomycota; Pezizomycetes; Pezizales; Morchellaceae
Exons: 1
Coding region: 1-834 (277 amino acids)
Source: RefSeq, a predicted model, not a curated record